Messenger RNA from Dracunculus medinensis (Guinea worm), 594 nucleotides. NCBI's taxonomy places the organism in Eukaryota, Metazoa, Nematoda, Chromadorea, Rhabditida, Dracunculidae. The record is from the annotation of a GenBank genome assembly.
AUGAUAUGUGGUCUUUUCUCAGGUGCUUUUGCUCAAUUCGUUGCAUCGCCAGCAGAUUUAGUUAAAGUUCAAAUGCAAGUGGAAGGCCUGCGAAAACUACAAAAAUUGCCUCAGCGAUAUCGUAAUACAUGGCACGCAUUCCUGUCAUUAUAUAAAACAAAUGGGUUCCGAGGCCUUUGGACUGGAUGGAUACCAAACUGUCAAAGAGCAGCUUUAUUAAAUAUGGCUGAUUUAGCGACUUACGAUCGAUCGAAACGUUGGUUUUUAUCGAAAGGAAUGGGUGAUAAUAUGCUUACUCAUGCUUGCUGUAGUAGUUUAUCUGGUUUGGCUGCAGCAGUAGUUUCUAAUCCCGCAGAUGUUAUAAAAACUCGAAUCAUGGAUCAGUUGACACGAGAUACUAUCACUUGCUCCAUGAGUCAACGCAAUUCUUAUAAAGGAUCCAUCGAUUGUUUGAUAAAAAUUAUUCAACGCGAAGGAUUCUUCACUCUUUACAAAGGCUUUAUACCCACUUACAUGCGAAUGGCACCGUGGUCAUUAACAUUCUGGGUAUCUUAUGAAGAAAUAAGAUAUUUAAUGGGCGCAGAAAGUUUUUGA